AAUGAUUUUAGAAGCAUUUGAAUUUCUCAUUUAUGCCCUAUAUCUAGCUUCAGGUUACUUGAUUCCAAUUUAUAUGGCUGCUAUAGCUUAUGCAUCAAAUGAUAAAACAAAAAUGAGUAGAUGGUUGAUACAUUUUUUGCUUAUCAAUAUUUUGAAUCAUUCUGUGUUUCCAAUCUUGGCAUUCAUUGGAUUAUGUAAUCAAAAUUAGUUAAAAUAAUAUAGAAACUUUCAAUGACACUCUAGGUAUUUGCAUAUUGAUAUUGCCAACUUAUGUUUCAUUUGAUACAUUAGAACAAAUAGUCGAAAAUAAUUAUGUAAUAUUCAUUGAUAUAAAGUAGAAUAACAUACUUGCCCCCAAAAUGGAAAUUCUUAGGUAAAAGUCAUAUGUAGGAUUAUAAAAAUUAAAUUUAUUAUGAUUAGU
This is a messenger RNA of Paramecium pentaurelia, 421 nucleotides long. NCBI's taxonomy places the organism in Eukaryota, Ciliophora, Oligohymenophorea, Peniculida, Parameciidae. The record is from the annotation of a GenBank genome assembly.